CGACCUGUCAAUCCGUACUUAUUUUUACCUCGUGCCCGACAAAUUUGUUGUCCACGGCGUCCAACUGGCGUCCACCUUUUACUGAGGCUUGCGCUAGGGCCGUAGUCUGAAGUACCCCCCGGCGCGAAUACCGGUGCCGUUAUAAUUGCUUCUACAAAUAUGACAUAUAGACCUAGAGGAUCUCUAAUCUAUGACGAACCACCGGCGCUUGGCCCCGAGCUUCGAUACAGCACCCCACAACACGGGGAACAAAGUUCGCGCUGCACGAGUGUUCUUUUGACGCCUGGGGUGUUUCUGUUUCUCUCACACCCAUUCACUGCACUGCUCACGCGUACCAAACGAUGUUAUUCUACGAAUCCCUGCAUUCUCGGCCUCUCACGACUCGGUAGCUUGGCCUCGAUAGUACUUAUACCCGUGAAUUUCCCUACUUACAAAUGUCUUUCACCGGACGCAUGGUCGCGACCCGUCAUGAUUAAUUAUGUGAUCGGAAUUCUAGUUUCUUAUCUUACCUAGGCCCGACGCGUCUGGGUUGCGCAGCAAUUCAGGGCUCGUCAAACCAAGACCCGGAUAAAUGCCCUGACCUCAGUUCGG
Molecule: messenger RNA, 591 nt
Organism: Guyanagaster necrorhizus
Lineage: Eukaryota; Fungi; Basidiomycota; Agaricomycetes; Agaricales; Physalacriaceae
Exons: 2
Coding region: 160-513 (117 amino acids)
Source: RefSeq, a predicted model, not a curated record